UAGAGAGGAACCAGGCAGAGAGGGAGGAGAGCGGACACUAAGCUGCCUGUCCAGGGGCCCGCAAACACCUGAGACGCCGAGAAAGAGAAGAUGAAAGUGAAGGCAAUGAGAGAAGAGGAAAGAGGACGAGAUAGUGAGGAACAUUACAGAAGUGGCGGGGACGGAGGGGAUUAGUACCGGAUCACCUUCCUCCCGCUCUCCUGCUUAACGAAUGGAACUCCUCGUGUGCACAUCCCCCGCCUUCCCUGUUAACGAAUGGAACUCCUCGUGUGCACAUCCCCCGCCUUCCCUGUUAACGAAUGGAACUCCUCGUGUGCACAUCCCCCGCCUUCCCUGUUAACGAAUGGAACUCCUCGUGUGCACAUCCCCCGCCUUCCCUGUUAACGAAUGGAACUCCUCGUGUGCACAUCCCCCCGUCUUCCCUGUUAACGAAUGGAACUCCUCGUGUGCACAUCCCCCGCCUUCCCUGUUAACGAAGGUAACCGCCAGGCUCAGGACACCACCCAAGGACACCCCGACGACUUCUGCGAGAGCCUUUUGGAAUAGACGGACUAAGCCUUCGAAGAGUUUGACAAUAUGGACCUUAAACACUAAGCCACACUCCCUAAACAGCGAUCCUAUAUGAACAUGAGUGAAAGCUGUCAAGAAGAAGAAGAAGAAGAACAAGAACAAGAAGUGAAAAGGAAGUAGUGUGUGUGUACGUGCGUGUGUGCGUGUUGUCAGUUCCGGAUACUGGAUAGCCUUAAGACGCUGAUCGCUAGUAACAUACAGAAUUCACACACGCACAGACUCACGCACUCUUCCUCCCUCCAGCCAUGACCAAGACCCUGGCAGCGGCGGUGGUGGUGGUGGUGGCGGCAGGGGUCUGUGGCCUCGGUGCCCUUGCCCUUGACUGCAACGCUGAGGAAGUUGUGGGUGAAAGAGAAGUGAAGACCAUCAAGACAUCAAAAUCAAAUAAUGGAAGUUUUACUGCUAUUUCUCUAUAUACCCAACCAGAGACUGGCUUCGAGGGCGUCAGCGUGGUGGUCCAGGCGAGUGGCGGAGGUGGUGGUGGUGGAGAUGAGCGCCACACCGUCUGGAUAAAUGGUUCGUGCUUCCGGAGAGAUGGUCUGUGGGAGAAGAUGCGUGUGUGGGCUGAGAGAAGCAAAGACCCACAAACCCUCGAGUAUAAGCUGUUUACUGAUAACUGUACGGGGAAUUGCGUGAUUGAAGGCGUUCACGGGGAGCUCUUGACCCUCAGCGUGGAGGCUCACGGGCCCUCCAGCUGGAAAGAAAGCGAACCUAAUUCUACCUGCUACAAGUUCAACAGUACAUCAUGGCCACAUGCCAACAAACUCUCGCGCCUCCCCACGUGUGUGACGCAGUCUUCACCAAGGCAGGGUACCUCUUUUAACCCUGCACCAAGUCCUUCCCCUCCACCAAGGCAGGGUACCUCUUUCAACCCUGCACCAAGUCCUUCCCCUCCACCAAGGCAGGGUACCUCUUUCAACCCUGCACCAAGUCCUUCGCCUCCACGACAAGGCACGGGGGUGGCCAUGGAAGUGGUUGUGGUUGUGGUUGUGGUGCUGGUGGUGGUGUUAGUGAUAGUGGUAGUGCAUUGUUGGAGACGAUGGCGAGUUGUGGCAUCACACGAGGAUGAGAGGCGACCCCAAGCAACCGAGCAGGCCAGCCACACACACGUUGUCGAGAACAGCCUGUACGAAGCCUUCCCUGCCCACGAGGACCCUGCCGCAACCCCCCAAAUAACCAGCCACACACACGUUGUCGAGAACAGCCUGUACGAAGCCUUCCCUGCCCACGAGGACCCUGCCACAACUCCCCAAAUAACCAGCCACACACACGUCGUCGAGAACAGCCUGUACGAAGCCUUCCCUGCCCACGAGAACACUGCCCCCCCCCAACAGGGCAGCCAUACACACGUCGUCGAGAACAGCCUGUACGAAGCCUUCCCUGCCCACGAGGACCCUGCCACAACCCCCCAAAGAACUAGCGACACAUACGUCAUCGAAAACAGCCUGUACGAAGCCUUCCCUGCCCACGAGGACCCUGCCACAACCUCCCAAAGAACUAGCGACACAUACGUCAUCGAGAACAGCCUGUACGAAGCCUUCCCUGCCCACUAG
Molecule: messenger RNA, 2123 nt
Organism: Eriocheir sinensis (Chinese mitten crab)
Lineage: Eukaryota; Metazoa; Arthropoda; Malacostraca; Decapoda; Varunidae
Exons: 2
Coding region: 816-2123 (435 amino acids)
Source: RefSeq, a predicted model, not a curated record